AUGCAAGAUAUCAAGUCGUUUACAAUGACAGCCAUGAACGGAUUGGAAUUUCAAUGUGCUAACUCAACUUGUUUACCAUUCGUUACUACUACUACACUAAACAUCCUCGAAUGUCAAAUCCACUGUUUACAGCAACUUCAAUGUAAAGCAAUUACUUUUCAAGAGAAAACAGGGAAAUGUCAAUCGUUUAUCAACAUCGUAGAUCAAAAUAACAACUUCCAAGAAGUACUACGUCAGCAACCACGACAUCAACAAGUUCAACCUCAACUACAACGAGCUCAACAUCAACUAGUUCGACCUCAACACCAACAAGUUCCACAUCAACUACAACAAGCUCAACAUCGACAACAUCAAGCUCGACAUCAACUAGUUCGGCCUCAGUAUCCUCGAUAUCAACAGAUGUAUCAGUUUGUGGUACGUAACAAACGAAAUAAUUAUCAUUUUCUAUGCGCUGAACAAUGA
This is a messenger RNA of Adineta ricciae, 462 nucleotides long. NCBI's taxonomy places the organism in Eukaryota, Metazoa, Rotifera, Eurotatoria, Adinetida, Adinetidae. The record is from the annotation of a GenBank genome assembly.